AUGAAACUCCUUCUCGUUGCCCUCGUUCUCAUUGCUGUCGCAAUCGACGGCUCGCCCAGUGUACGCACGGCUGCCGAGAGCAAACGCAAAUACGUGAAAAAAGUCAAGCAACAGAGUCUGGUGCAGCACCAACAGCAGAGCAGCUAUACCAGCUACGGCGCCUGCAUCCUCACGGGCACGUACAAGCAAGGUACUGACGUUUCGUCGUGCAGCUCCAUCACCGUCGAUUCGCUCCGCGUGCCGCCUGGUGUGACGCUGGACCUGACGAAGACGAAGAGAGGCGUCGUCAUUGAGUUCAAAGGCAACACUACGUUCGGAACGAAAAUGUGGGCCGGUCCGCUCGUUAUGGUCAGCGGAACGGAUCUCACCGUGAAGGGACCGGGCGUCCUUGACGGGCAAGGACCUUGGUACUGGAAAUACGGUCCGUCCAUCACGCGUCCAGUCUUCUUCCGUCUUCAGAACGUCAUCAGCUCGAAAGUGUCCGGGUUCACGGUCAAGAACAUGCCCUACCGUACGUUCAGCGUCGUGACGUGCAAGAACACGGUUCUCUCUGGUCUCACAAUCGACUCGAGAGCGGGCGAUGGCAUCGCUAAGAACACGGACGGGUUCAACUUGUCCAAGAACGACGGGGUCACGAUCACCGGCAACACGAUCUACAAUCAAGACGACUGUCUCGCCAUGCAGUCGAGCACCAACACCGUCUUUCGCAACAACUACUGCUACAAUACGCACGGUAUUUCCAUCGGGUCUCUUGGCGGCAACGCUGUCGACGCUUCGACCACGGUGCGGGGUCUGACCGUUGUGGGUAACACGAUCGUCAACAGUGUGAACGGUAUCCGUAUCAAGACCCUCAUUGGUCUCAAGGGACUCAUCACUGACGUGAAGUAUAUCAACAAUAAGGUUCAGAACGUAAGGAACGCGGUCUCUCUCCACGCGAACUACCACAAGGGAAUGGGCAAGUACUGGGGUCCGCCUACGAGUCAGGUGCAGAUCACCAAUAUCAUGAUCUCCGGUCUCACUGGCUCGUCGGAAAAAGUGUACGACAUCCAGGUCAACCCGAACGUGGUAUCGGGUUGGAACUUCAAGGCCAUCGAUGUGAGCGCAUCAAUGAAGAGUACGAUUGAAGGCUUGCCGAACCGCCGGGCCGUAUAA
Molecule: messenger RNA, 1152 nt
Organism: Hyaloperonospora brassicae
Lineage: Eukaryota; Oomycota; Peronosporomycetes; Peronosporales; Peronosporaceae
Source: the annotation of a GenBank genome assembly